Messenger RNA from Liolophura sinensis, 1162 nucleotides. Its product is annotated as deoxyribonuclease-1-like. NCBI's taxonomy places the organism in Eukaryota, Metazoa, Mollusca, Polyplacophora, Chitonida, Chitonidae. Gene Ontology annotation, molecular function: DNA binding; deoxyribonuclease I activity. The transcript is spliced from 9 exons. Gene Ontology annotation, cellular component: nucleus. The record is from RefSeq and is a predicted model, not a curated record. Gene Ontology annotation, biological process: DNA catabolic process. Bases 212 to 1063 code for a protein of 283 amino acids.
CAGAUGGGAUACUACGUGAGUCACUGGGGAUGUUUCACAUAAGCAGCACAUCUAAUCGAAAGUCAGACAAUAUUUCACUGUAAACAGGAUGGCAAUUUCUCAUCUAAACACCCGGUAUAUCAGCUCGGGACUUUCCUAACUGGCGGUUGACACCAUUCAAACAGGAAUACCAGCUUUCGCCACGCUUGAGAGAACCACCAUUUUGUGAAUCAUGGCUAGCGGCAUGGACAUCUCGGUAGCGGUUCUAAUUGUCAUGGGAGUUUUCCUAGCCACGGCUCUCACUCACGGCAGUCCUCUUAAAGUGGCCUCCUUCAACAUCAAGUGGUUAGAUGAAAGAAAAGUUACAGACCAUUCUAUUCUCGAUGUUCUGGUUAAGGUUCUAGGACGUUAUGAUCUCAUCCUGAUAGAGGAGUUGAGAGGAAAUCCCCAGGACGUCAUAUCAAAGCUUGUUGCUGAGCUAAAUAUACAUACCAGUAGCCCGUACGCAUUUAAAAUCAGCCCGCCUCUGGGACGUACCAGUUACAAGGAGGAGUAUGUUUAUAUUUACAGGAUAAGUAUGGUGGUGAUUCACGGCGUGGAACACUACAGCGACCCCGGCGACCUGUUCGAGAGGGAGCCGUUCAUUAUCCAAGUACAUCUACCCUACCAAACACUGAAAGAUUUUGUAUUUAUUGGAAUUCACACAAAACCUGAUAAAACCAAGGAAGAGAUUGGUCAUCUUGUCCAGGUCUAUGAGCACGUGGUGUCCAAAUAUGGAAUAAAGGAUGUUCUGCUGGCGGGUGACAUGAAUGCCGGAUGUCAUUACAUGUCUGAGAGUGAAGUCAUGGCUUCUCCUCUUCACGGUUCCAGAUUCACAUGGCUUAUCCCAAGCUCGGUGGACACGACAGUCAGUACUCACACCGACUGUGCCUACGACAGGUUUGUGGUGGCCGGCGACAAGAUGAGAGGUUCCAUCAUCCACGGAAGUGCCAAACGUUAUAACUACCAGCAGGCUCUGGGGCUCAGUUUUGACCAGGCUUGGGCCGUAAGUGAUCAUUUCCCCAUCGAGGUAGAGAUCUCCUAGAGAACGUGGUAUUACCCAGACAUGCGCAGAGAGUGCAUACCGGCGAGUCUUCAACAACUGCAGUCCGAGUGUUUAAGUCGAAUCAAAUAAAGUAAAAAU